This is a messenger RNA of Dermacentor andersoni, 676 nucleotides long. The record is from RefSeq and is a predicted model, not a curated record. Lineage: Eukaryota; Metazoa; Arthropoda; Arachnida; Ixodida; Ixodidae.
UCGAAACAAAACUAGCGCGAGUGCUCCUAGGCUAUCGAAGUACCCCACUGCCGUGCGGCAAGUCUCCUUCAGAGAUGCUGCUGAACUACCAAAUUCGUUCGCGCUUGGAUACUUGCAUCCCUUCUCUACCUCAACGUUACUCGCAGCCUCCCAGAUUCCAGUCCGGCGACCAGGUGUGGGUGCGCAACUUUGGCCAAGGGGAGCGUUGGCGUCCAGGCAUCGUCAAGAGCAUAGAGGGUUCACGCCUUGUAACGGUCGACACUCCAGAUGGCCUAGCCAGACGUCACUUCGACCAAAUUUUCCGUCGCGUGCCUGUGUCGCCCGUGACCCCAAAAGCGGAGGCGUCAGAGUCUCUUCAACCCAGCCCGGACAACAAGAGUCGGCCAACGUCAACGCCAGAAGCCCGGUGCAGCCUGGCCACUCCAGAAGCGAGUGGCGCUGCGCCUGUUCCUUCGACAACACCUCCAACAUCCGUCCCAGCCGAACAGGCUCUCUCUCCCCCAAGUCCGCCGGUCUUACGGAGGUCUACCCGACAACGAAGACCCGUGCAAAGACUGCAGUUUUAAAAGAAAGGGAGAAGUGAUAUGAAGUGCUGUGCCACACGUGUCAAACAUGAUUCGUUGUUUUUAUGUUACGUCAUAGGCAAGCAGCCUAUAUAUCUAGUUCGCUGUCGCUG